Molecule: messenger RNA, 1625 nt
Organism: Mauremys reevesii (Reeves's turtle)
Lineage: Eukaryota; Metazoa; Chordata; Testudines; Geoemydidae
Gene: RBKS
Product: ribokinase
Exons: 9
Coding region: 11-1048 (345 amino acids)
Biological process (GO): D-ribose metabolic process
Molecular function (GO): ribokinase activity
Source: RefSeq, a predicted model, not a curated record
CCCCCCCCCCAUGGCAACCAGCGGAGCUCCGGAAGUGGCAGCCCAGGCUGCAGGGGGUCGAAGUUCACAGGCCGGAAGCCCCGCCGGUGAGCCUAGCGCAGCGUCCCAGGGCCUGUCCCUGCGCCUCGGGGCUAUGGCAGCUGCUGGCCCGGCUGAGGUGGUGGUGGUGGGAUCCUGCAUGACCGACCUGGUCAGCCUUACCACUCGUCUACCAAAAGCUGGAGAAACUAUCCAUGGACAUAAGUUUUUCAUUGGUUUUGGGGGGAAAGGAGCCAAUCAGUGCAUCCAGGCUGCUCGACUUGGGGCCAAGACCUUGAUGAUUUGUAAGGUUGGGAAAGACUCGUUUGGCAAUGAUUAUAUUGAAAAUUUCAAGAGAAAUGGGAUUUCUACAGAAUUUGUAGGUCAGACUGAGGAUGCUGCUACUGGAGCUGCUUCAAUAAUUGUUAACAGUGAAGGACAGAAUGUUAUUGUCAUAGUCGCAGGAGCCAAUUUGCUUUUGGAUUCUGAAGACCUGAAGAGGGCUGCCAAUGCCAUUUGCAAGGCCAAAGUGAUCAUCUGCCAGCUAGAAAUAACACCUGCUAUUUCUCUGGAAGCCCUAAAAAUGGCAUACGCCAAUGGAGUGAAGACCUUAUUUAAUCCUGCUCCAGCUCAUGCAGAACUAGAUCCACAAUUUUACACCCAUUCCGACAUCUUCUGUUGCAACGAAAGUGAGGCAGAAAUUUUAACAGGCACCCCAGUGGGCAGCCCUGAAGAUGCUGGGAAGGUGGGACUCGUGCUAUUAGAAAGAGGCUGCAAACUAGUAAUUGUUACUCUGGGAGCAGAAGGCUGUGUGAUGAUAUCAGUGGAUGAUCCUAUUCCAAAGCAUGUUCCUGCUGGGAAGGUCAGGGCUGUGGACACUACGACUCCAGUUCUACAUUGUGCCGACUGUAGAUACUUAAGAGUAAGGCAGGACAGAGCUGACCAAGAUGCAGGGGGGCUGGCGACAGUUUUGUGGGCGCACUGGCUUUCUUCAUGGCUUGCUAUCCCAAUCUAUCCAUGGAAGAAGUGAUCAGGAAGUCAAACUUCAUCGCAUCAGUGAGCGUCCAGGCAUCAGGGACGCAGUCUUCCUAUCCCUACAGGAAGGACCUGCCCCAGGAUCUUUUCUAACUUGUGGUGUCAGACAUCUGUAUGUGCUGAUUGUACAAUAUCCCAGGGAAGGGAGUUCUGAUUGUGCAGAGGCAAACUUUUUUUUCCCAUAAGAGAUUCCAGGAAAGUCUUUACUCCCUUCUCAAUCAUUGAUUCCCUGCUAGACUCUGGUCUAUAGUAGAGCAAUUGGGUUGCACUCUUUCAUUCCAGCGAAAUACCGUGGAUCUGUCCCUUGCCCUACACACUGUGCAGGACAAACAUUGACUACGAAGUUUUGCCAUUAAUGUGUUCAACAUUUCACUCCACAAACUCAUGUCUAUAAACUAAAGAGACAUUCCACAAUAUGAGUAGGGAUGACUUAGCUCUGAAAUUCAGUGGCCUCCACAGACUUUGCUGUGCUCUCCACUAAUUAAGACUCUCAUUGAUUUUGAUCAAGUUUCACAGCUGCCAACCAGGGAUAUCGCUAGUGAAAUGUGAAUUAUAGUUAGCUUUGAGUUUUC